Amoebophrya sp. A25 is the source of this 1565-nucleotide messenger RNA. The record is from the annotation of a GenBank genome assembly. NCBI's taxonomy places the organism in Eukaryota, Dinophyceae, Syndiniales, Amoebophryaceae.
AUGUGUCUACUAGUAUCUGGGUGUUGCAUAUCUGUCCUUUUUUCUAUCAUUUUCAGAUCAUUAGUACUCCACUACUGUGCCAUAACUCCACUAGGUAAGCGUAGCGGCAUUAUCGUCGUAUCGUCUUCCGAUGAGGAUAGCCCUAUCGUAGUGCGUGAGAUGAAAGUUAGACGGGAAAGCAGAAAGAUAGUGCCACAACGUGCUAGCGUUCCAUCUAAGAAAAUAGAGGUGCCUGCUGUUCAAGGGGUGCGUAGUCCUAGUCAGUCUGUAUCAGUGUUUAAGAAAAAGGAUAAGCUUAUCGGCCCUAAGCCUCGACCACAUGACUACUAUAGUCCUUUUGUGAGAAGACAUGGUAAAUAUAAGGAAAUAUAAGGGAUAUUUAGAUGAGUGGCCCUCAAAAUUAUCCAAAGCUUGUAGCCUUGAUAAGAUUCCUCCACCCAGUGUGGAGACGCCUCCUAACCACCGCAGGCGAUACCGCGUGGCGUCGGGCUGGCAAUUUUCUCCAUUAACACCAUUUAGACCUACUAUGUGGGAAGAGGGGCAAGGUCUAGAACCUUUUGCAUCAGUUUUCUAUAGCAAGAUGGCUAAUAGUGACUGUGUUGAUUAAUAGGGAAAAUGUAUGGAAUUCUUAGGCAUGUACAGAUACUAGGACUAGGUAGACGGGUUUAGUUGCGAGUAAAGUGUAGUGAUAACUUCGGUGGUCAUCUUUGGUCAGACUGAUUACUACUAUGAGUAAGUACUGAAGGUAGUAGUCUAGACGCCGCGUUCUCGUAGAUAUUCAAGAAAUUUAGGUACACACACACGCUCCAUUCAUAAGUCUGAGGACGCGGCUGCACUUAGAGAGAUGCCACCCAUGUUGUCCGGCAGAGUUGUAUGCUUCGCUCGGCAUGCAGCUUUGUCGGACGUUUCUAAAAAUGAUUUCUUCUCACGAGGGCUUCUCAGGGAAGGUGUGGGAGAUUAUUCGAGGAGCUAAUGUAAAUAGAGAAUAAUAACCACGAGAAGCCCGACACUUUGAAUUAUAAAAUUAUUGAAAAAUAAUAUCAUACUCAUACUAUUUCCUCAUAAUAAAUUUUAUUUCUAAGAAACGAGGAAUACGCAUCAUGAUGAGUUUUUUUAGAUAGUCAACUUUCACAAGUGACUACUUCACACAACACGGCUCCACACAUAAUCGCGCAUACUACACAGCAGGAUAUUGAUUAUUUCUGCUGUUCUUGAUGUUUUUUUUGCAGUGAUCUCAGGGGGAGGGUAAGCGUUUUUUUGUAGUGAUAGAUGGUAGUACUAUCAAUAUCUUGCCUUAACUUGGGAGAAACCUGCACGCUUGAUCUUGAAACUGAUCGCGAUGUCGUGGCGCAUGCUACGGAUCGCGUUGCAUAGGGCCUCUUGGUCGUCGUGGUGUCGUGGUGUAAUCUACGCAUCACUUUGAACAGUUUUGAUUCUUGAAUGACAGUCAUGCUUUUUCCCUAUGCAUUGACUGUCACACAUGCAAAGUUUUGUAUUUCAAACAGGCAUGACUUUACGUCAUGUCUGUCUUGCAAUUUUGAGUAUAAAAAACCAUAAGAAGGCCC